Molecule: messenger RNA, 1576 nt
Organism: Colletes gigas
Lineage: Eukaryota; Metazoa; Arthropoda; Insecta; Hymenoptera; Colletidae
Product: CD63 antigen-like
Exons: 7
Coding region: 587-1420 (277 amino acids)
Cellular component (GO): membrane
Source: RefSeq, a predicted model, not a curated record
GCGACUUUUAAAAUUGAUUUCGAGACAAAAUGAUUAAGAGAAUUUCUUUCCUACAAACAAUUUUUAGGAAUUAAGUCUAUUUGUUUGCCUUUGUUUUUAUUAUAAACUCUAGCUAGUGCUAUUACAAAUAGCAAUAACUAUUUUACCACAAAGAAAAAUCUACGCUGUUUUAAUUGUGAUGCUCUUAUUGUGAAUGAAUUUAUCACUAUAGUUUCAUAAAGUUUAAUUACCUAUUACAUUGGUCAACAGCAAAUCAAAUUGAGUGCACGAGUAAUCCGUACAAACAGUGUCAUUUAUAAUACUGGACAUUUUGGCAAAGAAACAGCCUUGAGCAGGCAAGAAUGGAUCGACAUAAAUUUCAUUUGAAAUUUGUUUUAUUUUUGAAUAACGAGUAUUAUUACGUAUUAUAAUUUACGAUUGCAUAAAAUUGCCGUAGACCAGUGAAUAGACAAAGAAAGAAAGAAACAAACUUCUUUAUAAAAAUAUCGUUCAGUCGGUUCUUCCUCGCAGUUCGGAAGCGAUAAGGAGAAGUGUUGUUCUGUAGUGCAGCUGCGUGCAAGAAGAUCCUUGAAGAACGUGCAUCAAAAUGGCUGCCACACACCUUGACGUUGGUCUACGAUGCAUCAAAUACCUGCUGUGCGCCGUUAACUCUCUGUUUGUGUUAACGGGGAUAAUGAUUAUAUCAGUUGGAACAACAAUUUACGCAGUUUAUGAAGACUUCUCUCAUUUCCUCGAUCCAAGUUACUUUUCUCCAGCAACUCUGUUAAUUGUAGUUGGGAUCCUUGUGUUCAUAAUAGCCUUUCUAGGAUGUUGCGGAGCUCUUCGGGAAAGUACCUGUAUGGUUCUCAUUUUUGCAGCGUCUCUUAUAAUAAUUCUUAUACUGGAAUUAGCCGCUGCAGUUGCGGCUUAUGCACUUCAGGAUAAUAUAAAAGAUCUCCUAAGAGACAAAAUUAACGUUACCAUGCAUGAGUACAACGAAAAUCCCGAAGCAAAGGAUGCCAUCGAUUUUCUACAGUCGAGACUUUAUUGCUGUGGGUACGACGGAUAUACAGAUUGGGAAGAUAUUAUGCAAAAGGAUAAUAUUGAGCUACCAAAAUCUUGUCAAAUAUAUACUUCUGAUGAAGAAAAUAGUAUUAUUCCAUAUGCCCCUGGAUGCAUUAGGCGUCUUUCAGUUAUUGUUAACAGAAGUGCGCUUUAUGUCGGAACUGGAGCUGUAGCCAUUGCUCUUAUUCAGUUAACUGGAAUAAUGUUUGCCUGUAUGUUAGGCCGAGCAAUUAGAAGACAGAAAACAGAAAGAGAGCGGCGUAAAUGGGAAUUGAGAGAAAGUUUGGUCAAUGGAUAUCAGCCAUUAGGAAAAUCUGAUCCUCUUACUACUUUUCCUGUUGUGUACAUGUCUUCUGAUCCUUUAAAGAACACCUAAAAAUGUUUGUUUUUGUAAAUUCAUAAUGAAUUACUUUUUCAUUUAAUAAUUUGUCUUAUUAAAUAUUCUAUUUCAACGUUUUUAAACAUUUCCUAUCUCAACAUCAUUCUGCCUUUCGAAGUUCUAGAAUGAAUAAAUAAAUUGUCUUUAAAUAUU